This is a messenger RNA of Homalodisca vitripennis (glassy-winged sharpshooter), 6006 nucleotides long. RefSeq names its product tRNA (uracil(54)-C(5))-methyltransferase homolog. Lineage: Eukaryota; Metazoa; Arthropoda; Insecta; Hemiptera; Cicadellidae. The record is from RefSeq and is a predicted model, not a curated record. The transcript has 10 exons. The coding region runs from base 138 to 2582 and encodes 814 amino acids. Gene Ontology annotation, molecular function: nucleic acid binding; RNA methyltransferase activity. Gene Ontology annotation, biological process: RNA processing.
UUUCCCUUUCGUCCCGUCGUCCAUCUUGUAUUUUCUUGUCAUUGAACAGUUGUGCUGUUUAGCGCCGUUCGUGUAAAUUUUAAUACUGCAAUAUAUCUUAAUUUUUUUAGAUCCUUACGAUUAUUGCGGUAGUCAUUAUGGCCACCGAAGAAACUAAAGAGAUCAAAAUGGAAGUUGAAGAAGCAAAUGAUUCGUUGGAGACUCCAACAGAGCAGACUGCUUCUGAGGAAAUUAAACCUGAGGACAUAAAAUCCGAGGAAAAUAACGCCAAAGAGAAUGGAGAUAGUCCCAAAAGUACAGAUAAACCGAAAAACGGAGAUAAACCAGAAACUGCUACUGAAGCCAAACCACAUUACAGAGUAAAAAUUAGUGGUUUGCCUCGAUUUUAUAAGCCAACAGACCCCUUGUUGGGAGGAUUCAAGAACCUGCUGAAGAGAACAUUAGGGCUGGACUUCAAGUACAUUCGCUCACCGAAGAAAGGCAAUUCUUGGCUCUAUGUCACCUUCUACAACCAGGCUGACCAAGAGAAGGCUCUGAAAGCCUUGAAACACUACACGUGGAAGGGCAGGACACUGAUUUGCACAUUGGUAGUAGCCGAUGUCCUCAAGCGCAAACAAGAAGACUCGGGACCUGAGGCCUCCAAGAGACCCAGAUUAGAUAUCCCAAUUGAAGAGCAAAUGUUGAUGUCAACCAUUCCGUACUAUUCUGUUUCCUAUAAUGAGCAGCUUUCUAAGAAGAAUGAAGAAGCACAAUGUUUAUUGAAAUGGCUGGCUGAGUGUAUGGAGAAGAAGACUCCCCAACUUAUAGGUUAUAUUGAUCAGGAAAUUGCCAAGAAUCCAAGAACAAGACUGCCAUUUAAACUGGAUGAAGUGAGGUCAUCUCCAUUGAUCGAUGGUUAUCGCAAUAAAUGCGAAUUCAGAAUUGGUCUCCACCCUCAGACCAAGAAAGUGAUAGUGGGCUACCGAGUGGACAACCAGGAGGGGGAUAAUAUAGCAGUGGCGCCACCAGAUUCUCUCCGGCAUUUGCCUAAGGAGAUGUUGGAAGUUGUCAAGGUGUUUGAGAAGUUUGUACAAGAGUCACCACACCCACCUCAGAUCCAGAAUCACGACACGGGUGUGUGGCGGCUGCUUCACGUCAGGAUCAACAAGGCCAAGCAGCUGAUGGUGGUGGUGCUUAUUAACCCCACCGUACUCUCUCCCGAGAGCCUAGUACAGCUCAAGACAGAUCUAAUCAAGUAUUUCACUGAGGGACCAGCUGGUUCAUUCAAUGUCGUAUCCCUCUAUCUUCACACCGACAACGAUGUCAAGACACUCGGUGGUGGGGACAAGGUCAAGCGGCCAACAGGUCAGCUGGAGUUGCUGUGGGGACAGACGCACAUGGAGGAACAGCUGCUGGACCUCAACCUGGAGAUAGACCCCAACUUUUACUUCCAGAACAACACAUUCGGUGCCGAGGAGCUGUACAAAGCUGUGAUGGAGUUGGCAGGUGUUGAUGAAGAGACAACUGUUUUGGAUCUUUGUUGUGGCAGUGGCGGCAUGGGCAUGAUGUUUGCCAAGCGCUGUAAGGAAGUCAUUGGUGUGGAGGUAAUGGACGUGAACGUGGACGAUGCCAAACGACUGGCUGCAAAGAAUGGACUCACCAAUUGCGAGUUUCUGCAAGGCUCUGUAGAUGACCUAAUGCCUGAACUGGAAGAGAAGCUGAAAGGAAAGAAGGUGGUGCCUAUCCUGGAUCCACCCAGAGUUGGCAUAAGUAACAAAGCAAUCGCCAGCAUCAGAAAGUCAAAAGAAAUCAGUCGUCUAAUAUACAUAAGUUCCAAUCACAAACCACCAGUAAAAAACCUGCUAGAUUUUGCGAAUGUAGAUGCAAACUCACCUUUUGAGGGUUUGGACCCAUUUGUUGUAAAACGAGUUCUUCCUCUGGACACUUCACCCCACACGUUACGUUGCGAACUGGUGUUCAUGUGCGAACGCCUGGCCACAAGUGACAUACCCAAGCCUAACCGACUCACACUUACCAGUUCCAAGAAGAUAUCAGUAAAGAAGAUCUCAUCUCAACUGAAAAAGCACUAUUACGACUCAAAUGCUAAUCAAGGGGGUCGAUCAAAUUAUUUCCCAACCGAAGAAAUGGUUAGAAGAUAUUCAAACACAAGGAAACCUCAGCAAGAGAUAGAUUACCAGAAACGGGACUCGUUAUACCCACCCCCUCUUCGGGGCGCUUUGUACCAAGGCCACGAAGAAGAUCGACCGUACUAUCCGCCUGCCAAGGAUGUGUAUCCGGAGAGGUAUUCUACUCGGCACGAGUCAAACUACAGUUCCAGAGCCGUCCCGGUGUCCGACAACAGAGAUUUGGCGAGAUAUAACAGUUUCCGUAGAGAUAUGGAGGAUGCCCUCAAUGAAACGAGUUAUUACACUCCGGGGAAACAGCUGACUUCCAGAAAGCUUGCGUACGCUAACGCUCUUCUCGAAGAAGGUAUUAGGAUAGCUUCAGAGGUACUGGAUGAUGGUUACACGCGAAGGCCUUCAUCAAGUGGUUAUUACAGCAGGCAAAGAAAUCCGAGAACCGGUAAUAAGUAUAGGUAUUAAGAGUAAUAUUUAAAUUGUCUGUGUUUGCACAGUAUUUACAGUACUGACCACGUAACUAUGGAGGUACUUGAGUGUUUCAGGGAAUUAAGAUAGUUGCAAUAUAACAGUUUGGCUGCUACUGGGAACACUUUUAUACAAAACUUUAAAUUUCUUUCUGCCCUAUCUUUGCAAAUUUUCACUAUAAAUUAAAUUCUAGAUGUUCCUGUUUUCUUUAAGGAAACAUUCCAAUUUUCAAAUAAAAAUAUGAAGUGAAAAGUUAUCAGGAUGAAUAUACUAAUAUUAUUAGUAAAAUUCAGAUUAUAAUUUCUUCCAUUUGUAACUGAAUGGAAUGUAUAAUCAUCAAAGACAAAUGAACUUUGUUUAAAUUGGAAAAAACCAUUACACAUUGGUUUUGUAACACUAUACUUGUAAAACUGAGAGAAUGUUAGUGUCGUUUAUGCAGCAGAUAUUACAUGCUUAUCCUUUACUUGCCAACAAUUCCAAUGAGUCCGCGUUUAUUAUUUAUUAAGUAGUAUAAUUUUAAAAAAUUUUAAAGUUUCUAUUUUAUAUCUUAUUGUCAAAGAAAAAUAUUAAAAACCUAAUGAAAAUUUAAUUUUUGAGAUUUAGUUGGCAGCAUUUUGAAACUAUAAUUUCCUAUUUAAACAGGAGGUUUAUUUAUUCCAAAAUAGCAAUAAUAUAAAAACUGCCACAGAUUGCUAUAUGGUUACUACUGGAUAGAAAAUUCAAUAAAAUCAUCUGUUAUGGUUGCAUUAUAUAUUAAACAGUUAACAAUUAAUAAGCUGUAAACGAUUGACAGUCCGUUUUCUGUAGCCUUGUGCCAUGUUGUAAUAAAAUACAAAAUUCUUGUAGUGCUUACUUAAUCAAAACGAUAAUAUGAAGUAGACAGUAUGUUAAAAAAAACUUUGUAUUAAACUGUAGAACUUUAAAUGUAUUUAUGCCAUAACAGUAAUAAUUAUCUCUAAAACAUAAAGACACGCCUUACCUGCUUGUGUAUUUUAUAUAAAUCCACUUUUGGUAUUUCGUAAAAUGUGCGUCAGUAAAGGUAUAACACACAAGUAUAUUAAUACCUCCAAACUGCUUGAUUAUUUCAUAAUUUAAUUAUAUGUAUUAAACAAUAGUUCUUUCAAUUCAUGUUUUGCAGGUAUUAGUAAUAUAAUUACCCUAAUCAUAUAUAAUUAUUGUAUAGCUAGGAGCGUUAUUCCCAAAGAACUAAAAUUAUAGGUUGAUCUUACUAGUUGAAUUUCAGGGAGUAGUAAUCAAUUUCGGCUCAAAAGCAACGUCACGCUGCAACUUGAUGUUUGUAUUUUUUCUGCCUAAUUUUAUAAUUCUUGAAGAAGAAAAUAACUUGUCAUUGAUGAAUUUCUCGAGGAACUCUAUAGGGUUGUUUGUAAACGCAAAUUAAAAUUUGCCAUGUGUGGCUACUUCCUUCACAGCUUUAACCAUCUGAUCCUGAAGGGGAGCUAAUUUAUAUACUUCUGAAACCAAUACUUCUUACCAAUCACCAGUACUACUUCAAAUAUCUUAUUCAUUGUCAGUGUGUUCACCACUAUUUAAUAUUUCCUUCUCUAUCUAAUGAUUUUAUCACAUGUUGAUUGGACUCGACAAGUUUUAUAUGUAAAGUAUUCUAACUUUCCACAAUGUCAGUCUUGUUUUUUUUUUUUUGUUUUUUUCCUUUAGAUUGUUCUCAAUUGUAGCUAUUGACGAUGGAUAUGUACGAGUAUAGUGUAUAUAUGCUCGUAUAUUGGAUAAACUGUUGAAAACGGAUCUAUAAUCUGUAAGAUGAUCUUAAUUGACGGAUCUAUAGUUUUUUAUAUACUGAAAACUGUGAGUAAUGUUUAAAUAAGUUUAACUAAAGAAAACUUCAAGAAUAGUAAACGAACAGAAAGUUGCAAGCUGAAUGAUGCCUUACCUGUUGAGGAGUACUGACUCCUUUAACCGCCUACCUGUCUGAGGUACUAGAGUAAGCAAAAUUAUCAUUAAUAGACUCCAGGGAGUAAAGAGAACUGUUUAGUUGUAUAUUUAUUCAAAAUGUAUUAAAACAUAACAGAUCAACAUUUAUUACCUUAUAAUACUAUCUUGGCUUUAAAACUGUACAUUCUGUUUUAUUUAGAAUUUUGACAAAGUAUGGUAAUUUUAUAAACACAACAUGCUACUUCACAUUUACACCCACAGUUCACAGUUAAAAUACGUUUAUUUAUUAACAGUUUUUUUUUUUAUAUACAUGAUCCUAUGUGCCUCGCACGGCACGUGCGGGAUUCUGAAAAUCAAGCAUUAUUAAUACACUUUUUCCAUAUAGCUACCAUACAGUGCAAUACUCCCAGGAAAAGUCUACUCUACAGUUAAAUUACUUUUUAUAACUAAUAAUGAUAACAAUAAGAAUUUAUAAUAACAAUUUAAAACUAGUAAAUGCAACAUUUUAAAACAAAACUAUAUCCCAACAAAACACCUUUUCUGACUAAAAGUUAUUCAAGUGAAGUGGUACUUAGUGCACUCAUAAGCAGUUUCUUUUACUCUCAUGUAGUAUUUAAGCACACAAAGCAGCGUUUGAAUUUAUUUUUUUAUGAUCGUAAAGCCUGGUACCACAAAUUACUUCUGGUUAAGGUGGUUUUCUUUUAGUACGUCAAAUGUGGUUUGGUAAACCUAGGUUCGUGGGAUGAGAUGCUGACCAAUCCGUUACCAAAAGGGAUGACUGAUAGAUACCUUGUAAUGUGGUCUUUAAACGAGUUGGAUCAGAAUCUCUUAUCUGUGAUUACUCCGUCCCCCUCCCUCGUGUAUUAGGAUAGAUUGUUUUUUAAGGCGUUGUUUUUAAUAAUUGCUCCUGAAUACAAAACAGUUACAAAAAUACACACGCUUCUGUCAAGAAAAUUUAAUUUUUUGUGUAACGUAUUAUUUUUUAAUCUUUGGAAUUUGAUCUGUGUCACCAGUAAAAGAAUAUUUUCUUUUCAAUUACCAUAAUUAAUUAGUGCGAUUUUUAAUAUAAAUUUAUUGAAACUGCUUCAAACUAUAACAAUGUCCAAAAUAUUAGCAUUAGAGAUCUUUUUGUAGGAAUCUACCUCUAAAAAGAAUUAAACGGUGAUAGCUGAACUAGAGGUUUGUUGCUAAUAGUAAGAACAUUGGAAACUAAAUUUAAUAGGAAGUGCAAUUUAACUGGACCUAUUCUUAAGACUGAAUGAUUUAUAGUUUUCUAGUUAGAAUAAUUUUUCAGAUUUAUUAUUUAAUAUUUAUGAGAUAUUUAUCUAUAUGUUUAGUAUCUUGUUUUAGUUAUUAUUGCUUUAAAAUACAUAUUCUUUAUUUAUACUAUUGUUAUUAAAGCAGUUACCUUAUGAUUUUAUUUUCAGUAAAUUUGAACUAUUCUUUGAGUAUUAUGUAUUGUCAUGUCAUAAGAUAUUAUUUGUGAAUAUAAUAUAAUUUUGUUAUUUUGUAA